This is a messenger RNA of Equus caballus (horse), 1576 nucleotides long. RefSeq names its product interferon regulatory factor 3 (gene IRF3). The record is from RefSeq and is a predicted model, not a curated record. Lineage: Eukaryota; Metazoa; Chordata; Mammalia; Perissodactyla; Equidae. Gene Ontology annotation, biological process: immune system process; regulation of transcription by RNA polymerase II. Gene Ontology annotation, molecular function: protein binding; RNA polymerase II cis-regulatory region sequence-specific DNA binding; DNA-binding transcription factor activity, RNA polymerase II-specific. Gene Ontology annotation, cellular component: nucleus.
AAUAAAGUUGUUUUUAUUUCAAGAAAUCGAGAGAAAAGAAAGCCCCACGGCUCUAGAGCUCAGCUGACGGGAAGGAGAGUGUGCAGCUGCGAGUUCGAGAGCUCCCGGAGCCCAAAGACGGGGGUAGGUCCCGGCGCCCCGCGCGCCCGCCCCUCUCCAUCGGUGACACGGAAAAGCCGGGCAGUUGGUGGCCGCCGGGAGUGAGGAGCGCGAGGAAGGGCCGGACCAUGGGAACCCACAAGCCGCUGAUCCUGCCCUGGCUGGUGUCGCAGCUGGACCAGGGCAGGCUGGAGGGCGUGGCCUGGCUGGACAAGGGCCGCACGCGCUUCCGCAUCCCUUGGAAGCACGGCCUGCGGCAAGAUGCCCAGCAGAAGGACUUCGGCAUCUUCCAGGCCUGGGCCGAGGCCAGCGGUGCCUAUACUCCAGGGAGAGAUAAGCCCGACCUGCCGACCUGGAAGAGGAAUUUCCGGUCCGCCCUGAACCGGAAGGAAGUGUUGCGUUUAGUCGACGACCGGAGCAAGGACCCCCAGGACCCGCACAAAGUCUAUGAGUUUCUGACCCCAGCGUUUAGGGACUUGGCUCAGCCCGACACCUCUCCAGACACCGGUGGCAGAUGGAGUACCUGUGACACCCCCAAAGCUACUGUGGAGGAGUUACUGAGUGACAUGACUUUAGACCCAUUCCUCGAUGGGGGGCCCCUGAGCCUGGCUCUGGCUCCUGAGCACCCCCCUCAGCUCUUGCUGAGCCCCAACCUAGACAUUCCUGGCCCCUGCCCGAAUGUGGAACCCGCUGAAAACCCACUGAGGCAGCUGUUGGUGCCCGAGGAUGCGUGGGAGUUCGAGGUGACCGCCUUCUACCGGGGCCGACAAGUGUUCCAGCAGACGGUCUUCUGCCCGGAGGGCCUGCGGCUGGUGGAGCCCGAAGCAGCCGAUGGGACACUGCCUGGGCAGCCAAUAAGACUGCCAGACCCCGGGGUGUACCUGACAGAUGGGGACGUGAUGAGCCUUGUGAAGCGCGUACUGAGCAACCUGGGCGGGGGACUUGCCCUCUGGAGGGCAGGGCAGCAGCUCUGGGCCCAAAGGCUGGGGCAUAGCCACGUGUACUGGGCCAUGGGCGAAGAGCUGCUCCCCGACAGUCACGGGCCCAGUGGUGAGGUGCCCAAGGACAAGGAAGGAGGUGUGUUUGACCUGGGGCCCUUCGUGGCAGAUCUGAUUGCCUUCCUUGGAGGAAGCAGACGCUCGCCACACUACACCCUCUGGUUCUGCUUGGGGGAGUCGUGGCCCCAGGACCAGCCGUGGACCAAGAGGCUCGUGAUGGUCAAGGUUGUUCCCACAUGCCUCAAGGCCCUGCUAGAGAUGGCGCGGAUACAGGGUGCCUCCUCAAUGGAGAACACUGUGGACCUGCACAUUUCCAACAGCCACCCCCUCUCCCUCACCUCAGACCAGUACAAGGCCUACCUCGAGGACCUGGUGGAGGACAUGGAUAUCUAGGUUCCUGGGGAGGCCUGGCCUUGUCCUCAUGGGUGCAGGCCCCUCACCCCCGACCUCAGCCAAUAAACUGGUUCUUGCCCUGGUCA